AUGGAUCCAGCCCAGAGAAUUCCCAGCUCCCCUUGGAUUCCAGGGAUUUUCCUGAGCUGGAAUUUUCUCCUCCACCCCCCCUGGAUCCCCUUUACCCCCUGAACCCUGAUGGGACUGUCCCAGAUCCCCCAGAGGAGGUGCUGCAGGCUCUGAGGAUUUUGGGCUUCGAUUCCUUCAGGCCGGGCCAGGCCGAGGCCGUCAUGAGGAUCCUUUGUGGUCUCUCCACGCUGCUGCUGCUGCCCACGGGCUCGGCUCAAUCCCUCUGUUCCCAACUCCCCGCCUUCCUCUACCACCGCCGCUCGCGCUGCAUCUCCAUCGUCGUCUCCCCCCUCAUCUCCCUCAUGGACGACCAGGUUUCUGGCCUUCCCUCGGCGCUCACAGGCGUCUGCAUCCACUCCAACCUCACCCCAUCGCAGUGCGAGGCCGCCAUCAGAAAAGUGAGGAGCGGCCAGGCCCAGCUCCUGCUGCUUUCCCCACAAUCCAUCACGGGAUCCGGAUUCUUUUCCCGCCUUUUCCCACAUUUCCCCCCGGUGGCUUUCGCCUGCCUGGACGAAGCCGAUUGCGUUUCCCGCUGGGCGCACAACUUCCGGCCGGCCCAGCUGCGCGUCUGCAAG
This is a messenger RNA of Zonotrichia leucophrys gambelii, 614 nucleotides long. It is a transcript of the gene RECQL4, whose product is annotated as RecQ like helicase 4. Gene Ontology annotation, molecular function: four-way junction helicase activity; ATP binding; nucleic acid binding. The record is from RefSeq and is a predicted model, not a curated record. The transcript has 5 exons. Lineage: Eukaryota; Metazoa; Chordata; Aves; Passeriformes; Passerellidae. Gene Ontology annotation, biological process: double-strand break repair via homologous recombination. The annotation marks the transcript as partial. Gene Ontology annotation, cellular component: chromosome; cytoplasm; nucleus.